This is a messenger RNA of Naumovozyma dairenensis CBS 421, 1116 nucleotides long. It is a transcript of the gene CPR6, whose product is annotated as peptidylprolyl isomerase CPR6. NCBI's taxonomy places the organism in Eukaryota, Fungi, Ascomycota, Saccharomycetes, Saccharomycetales, Saccharomycetaceae. The record is from RefSeq and is a predicted model, not a curated record. Gene Ontology annotation, cellular component: intracellular membrane-bounded organelle. Gene Ontology annotation, molecular function: protein binding; peptidyl-prolyl cis-trans isomerase activity. Bases 1 to 1116 code for a protein of 371 amino acids. The transcript has a single exon. Gene Ontology annotation, biological process: protein folding; protein peptidyl-prolyl isomerization.
AUGGCAAGACCAAAGACUUAUUUCGACAUUUCCAUAAAUGAUAUUCCCCAAGGACGUAUAGUCUUCGAACUAUACAACGAUGUAACUCCAAAGACUGUUGAAAAUUUCCUUCAAUUAUGUGAAGGAACCCAUGGUUUUUGUAAAUCUGACUCUUCUAUCCCAUUGUCUUACAAGGGAUCCAUUUUUCAUCGUGUCAUCAAAGAUUUCAUGCUACAAUUUGGUGAUUUCACCAGAGGAGAUGGUACAGGUGGUGAAAGUAUAUACGGUGAAAAAUUUGAAGAUGAAAAUUUCCAAUUGACUCAUGAUAGACCAUUCCUUCUAUCUAUGGCUAAUGCUGGCCCUAACACUAACGGGUCUCAAGCAUUUAUUACUACAGUUCCUACACCGCACUUGAAUGGCAAACAUGUCGUCUUUGGUGAAGUUAUUCAAGGUAAACGUGUUGUUAGAAUCAUUGAGAAUUUACAAUGUGACCAAGAAAAUAAUAGACCAAUGAAACUUGUUAAAAUCGAUGAUUGUGGUAGAUUGCCCGAUGAUUACGUGGUUCCAGCUGAUGCUGAAGCUACUCCAACUGAUGAAUUCGGUGAUAAUUACGAAAUUUCUUUGAAAGAUGACAGUAAAGUUGACAUGAAUGAUUUCGAUUCUGUUAUCAAAGCGGUUGAAACCGUUAAGAAUGUUGGUACUGAACAAUUCAAAAAACAAAAUUAUAAAGUGGCAAUGGAUAAAUACAAAAAAUGUGAUAAAUAUUUGAAAGAAUAUUUCCCUGAAGAUCUGAAUGAGGAACAAAUAGCAAAGAUUAAUACAUUGAAAGUCCAAGUUCCCUUAAAUAUUGCCCUUAGCGCCUUGAAAGCACAGGAUUAUCCAACUGUCUUGACAGCUAGUUCUGAAGUAUUAUAUGCGGAAGGUGCUACUGAUACAGCUAAGGCCAAGGCACUAUACCGUCGUGGGUUAGCCUACUAUCAUGUUAACGAUACUGAUAUGGCAAUGACAGAUUUAGAGCUAGCAGCCACCUAUCGUCCAGACGACGCUGGAAUUGCCAAGGCAAUUCAAGAUACAAAGAAAAGGCAAAAGAUCCAAACUGCUAAGCAAAAGAAGUCAUUAUCUAAGAUGUUCAGUUAA